GUAAUGAUCUUUUCAGCCAAAGUGAAGCCCUGCACUUUAGCCACAACGGGGAGCCACAGAGGGCAGCUCCGAGCCUCAUCAGGACUCCGGCUUUCGUCAACGUCCACUACUUUCCUUAUUCUCUGCACUCACUUUUCUCUCUUUACUAUUUUCAGAGCAAAAUAGGGGUCAUGACCUCUUCAGCUAUGAUAUUUAGUUACUUCCAUUAUGGUCUGAGGGGAAAAAACUAACCUGCACUCAGAUCCAGAGAAUAUAGAUUGUUCAUAAGAACCUUUCAUUGAUACACUGAGACAAUGGCUAUAUCAGCUGGCAACUGGACCCCAGAGUAGGAGAAGGAGUAGGAGGGCCUGCACAGUGACAGUUUGAGUAGUGGUCGAAACCUCAGCUGGGUCCCUUUUGUACCAGAACGAAACAAAGAAAUUGAAAGUCCCACCGGUUCUGCAGUUGCUAUUGUUUUGAAAUAAUUGAAGUGUCAAGCAGUUCUGCGCAGAAGAAAGAAUUAGGGUUGGCAGUGACAAACCUACAAAGAACUGUAUCCUGGGAGUUCAUGAAGAAGUUGACCUUUUCGCCAUUUUGGUGGCUGUUGCCUGCAGCUUUUUGGACCAUUCAUCACUGUUCUAAUCUUCAGAAAUCCCCACGUGCAUCAAACAGCAAACAAGUUCUGACAAACAAUCUAGCACGAUAUAUACAAAUCUCCAAAGGCAGAUGGAAGAAAAACUAAAAACUUGGCAUUAAAAAUAAAACCUUCACUUGAAAAAAAAACACCUUACCAAACCAAAAUGACUCCAUCCGUGUGUCCUUGGAGACACAUGACACAUGAAUCAGGACAGACUGAUCAUGUGCAAAAGGCUCGUGGUUCAGAUGUCCUGUCAUAACAUGUCUGUGCAUGCGUAAGCGUGCGCGCUGCCCAUGUCUGCGCCCUCGCCUGCGUCUUGCAGCUCAUUUGGUUUGAUCGAGGCUGCGCUCUUGCAGAAGAGAGAGGCGCAGGACAGGCGGCGGACUCUCUGCCGCUCGCUGACACACUCCAUCGCGGUGCUCUCGCAGUCACGCUGCCCCGGUCGGGGAUUUCUUCCGUCCUCAAAGAGGCAUGCGCAUCUGGAUCAGAGUUUCCCGGGGACAGUUACGCAUCGCAGCGCUGCGAAAUCCUCUCCGCGUCCUCCCGCCCUCACAGAGGAAUAUAACACAACAGCCUAAAGACAGUUGGGGUAUAUAUUUUGGAGAGAAUGGCGGGCGCAAAGCGCCUUUUGAAAACGCCGAGUAACUUCCAGUCGUCUGCCAUGUUUGAAGCUGCAGAGUCUGCAGAGGUGGAGGGACGCAGCACCGACAGCACCCUGGCCUCAUCCAUCAGCGCCUGUAAGAAGGUUCUGUGCAGCAACAGCGUGCUGGACUCGCCCGAGUACUGGCUGAGGAACGAGAAAGCCCUGUGCAGACUUGGCCUGCUGGAUAACGAUGUGGAGGGCAGCUGCACCAUGAUCUGUUUUGUGACUUUGGACUCUCAGAAAACGGACUGUCGGGAUGAGAAAAGCAUGAAGAAAUUGGCAUCAAUGUCUCCAGACUUGCCAAAGCUCGUUGAAUUGCUGACUCUCCAUCAGCCAAAAGAAAAUGAAAUUUUACUGCUCGGGGGCCUAGAAGCUCCAGACUGCAGCCAAACACACCCACAGUCUCCCCCGCAGGGUGGGCAGCAGAGGAGCACAGGCGUGUGCUUGCUUCAGUGUUCGGGGAAGAUGCGCCUGGCGCCCCCUGCCAGCAUCAUCUCUGAGCUCAACAAGGUCCUUAUGGGCAUGCAGUGGGGGAGGGAGCAACAGUUUUAUCCUGGUCGUGGCGUCGGACAGAGAGUUGAUGAUGACACCAACCGCUCCAUCUCAUCAAUUGAAGAGGACUUCCUGACGGCCUCAGAGCACCUUGGGGACGACAGUGAGGAUGAUGGCUUAAGAAACGAACCAGACAGCAGAGAACUUACAGAGAGCUCAGCUGAGUCUACACAGAAGACCUGUGUCAGACCCACACCUCACAGGGUGCCGCUGGCCACUGAUCAGAACCAGGAGGAAGGUUGUCCACCAGCCAGCAUCCACACUGAGGAAUCAGCUGGUCACUAUGCCACAAAUCUGGCUGAGUCAGUACUGCAAGACGCCUUCAUACGGCUCUCUCAGGAUGAGGCCUCCUUUGUCUCCGAAGCUGCUGUCAGUGUGUCCUUUUCUACUUGUCCAUCCAGCCGGCCCCAUCCCUACAUGACCAAAAAGCCGUCACAGCAACGCACGUGCUCCUUCGACCUCCCCAAAAUUGUCAUAGUUCAGAGUCCAGACAGUUCUGAAGGGGCUUCUGAAUGGCCAGAAACACAAGUUUCUAAUGUACAGCACCAGGAUGGUUCUGCAAAAACUGCAGAAAUGUCUCAGAAGGAGAUCCAGUCCCAUGUUCAUACCCAAAAUGGAGGACACAAACGUGUGGAGGUGGCUUUGGCCAGUGCUGCUAGCGUUAUUGGUACUAUUACAAACCCACAGCUGACUGAAAAACUGUCCCUUGAAUCUGCGUCAGAAGAAAACACAGAGGAGGGCAUGGGGGGCGCCACAGUGCGAGGAGACUACAGUGUCUCAUCAGCCAUGUGUGGCAUGGCUCAGGUGGCUGGGGCAGUGGCAGCUGUGGAGCUAACGGAGAAGGCAGAGGAGUGCGGUAAUGUAGACUCCACUGAGGUCCACACAGCUUUGCAGGGUCUGAUGUCCGUUGCGAAGGCCUCCACAGCCUUACCACUACACUGCAACGUGGCAGAGGGCACAAGCGUGGAAGCGUUUCGGGCCAACAUUGCUGAAGUGUUGCACAGGGAAGCAGCUGAAGUACUGACUCAACCACAAGGGUACAGAAGUGUGGCACACCUGCUGGAGACCACUCAUAACAAGAUAGUGGAUGGCAUUACAUGUCCGAGGAAAUACUGCCUGGAUGAAAGCGAGGUGGAUGAUGUAAUAAAUGAGGUGGCAGACAGCCUGUUCAAGCAUGCUUUAGAGAAGGCAAAAAAGAAAAAAGAACUGGAAGGAGCUGGAGGAGAGGUUCACAACCUUCAGGUUUUUCUGCAGGACAGUAUAAACACCCUGCUCUUUGAUAUUCUCUGCCUGACACAAAAGAAAAUCAGCCAUGUGUCCAGAUGUGGCCAAGAGUCUGAGGAAACACAAGAGGGAGACGCUUGUGUGGAUGAGCCAGCGACUUCAAAGGAAAGCAAGAGUCGACUGGGUCAGUUACAGCAGUUAGGUUCCCUCGGUCUCCACGUUAGUGGUGAGAGCCUGAUCAGUGCUGAAAAGCCUCAUGUGCUGCAGAGCCUUAAGGAUAAUCAAAUGCUGCAGAAUGUUUCUGUUCAGUUCAAGGAGAAGCAGCCCCAGUUGUCAUGCAGACAGAGUCUGUGUCAACUCAAAGACUUUUCUGACAAGCAGCAAAGCAUUGGUGCUGUCAAAGAAACAUUAAGUGAAAUCCCAGUGAACAGCAUAGAAAGGAGGAGUCGACAGACUUCCUUAACCACACAGUCUUCUCUGAACUCAUGUAGUUCUCUGUUUACGAUGAGGGCGGAUUUUGAAUCCAGAACCCCCAUUUCUUGCUACGCUGAGGAUCUGGCUUCCACUGUGGUCUCUAUGGCCACAGAACUGGCAGCAAUCUGCCUGGAGAACUCCACUGGGAAGCAGCCAUGGUUCUGUGCUCUCAAGGGGACGUGCCCUGAAUGCCCAGAGGCCUACUUGAUGCCAGCUUGCCGCACAAUGCUCCGGAGAAAGGAAGGCCAAGGUGCCAAUGUGGCGUCUAGAAAACACAGAGCGCCGCGACUCAGUGAGAUUAAGAAGAAAACCGAGGAGCAACCUGAGCUGAUGGAGCGGCUGGUGAACCGGGUGGUGGAUGAGUCCAUCAAUCCUGAUGAACCGCAGGAUCCUUUUGCUCUCUUUGCAUCUGAAGUCACAGCCAGGAUCAUGAACUGCCCUGAACUCAAUGUGGUGGACACCUCCAAAACAGGCCAGCAGCGCAGCAGGCUGCAGUGCGAAAGGUGGAGCCGGGGGAAAGCAUCUAGUUACGAAAGCAUUCCAGAGGAAGAGGCUGAUCCUGCAGGAACAUCCAACACCUUGGGUCCUGGUUGUCGGUUAGGUCAGAAUUUGAGCCGAGGUAGCUCAAUCUCAAAGCAGUCAAGCUGUGAGAGCAUCACAGACGAGUUCUCUCGGUUCAUGGUAAACCAGAUGGAGACCGAAGGCAGAGAGUUUGAUCUUCUCCUAGACUACUAUGCUGGGAAAAAUGCAAGCAGCAUUCUGGCUGCAGCCGUGCAGCAAGCAGCAACAAAGAAAAACGGUCACCUCAACGUCAGAGCCUCAUCCUGUUUAUCGAAGCAGUCCAGCACUGAAAGCAUCACGGAGGAGUUCUACAGAUUUAUGCUUCGUGAUAUGGACAAGGAGAACAAAGAAUGUGGUAUUGCCAAGACGAAAGAGUGGAACAACAGCCUUUUCCCCCCAUCUCCCAGGACACCCUUCUGUAUACGACAGUCCUCUGUCCCUGAUCGGCGCUCCUCAGACUCACGACUGACUGUAAACUCGCCCAUUAAAGCCAACUCUUUUGAUGGAUUUGCCCGCAAUGUGCAUGGAGACACUCUAAAUAUCUACCCCUCCUGCUCGGUGUCAGCUGCAGGGCUCUGUAAGUCAGACUCCUGCCUCUAUCAGAGGGGUAAGACGGACCAAAUGACAGACAUGCUGAUCCACGAGACUUGGUCGAGCUCCAUUGAGUCGUUAAUGAGGAAAAACAAGAUCAUUGCUGAUCCAGAAGAUAGCAUCGAGUCAGAAGCCUCAGGAGAAUCCCAGAUCCAUGUGCAGCAAUUUGCCAAUCGACUGGCAGCUGACAUCGUAGACAGUGGCAAGUCUGCACUUGGUGGCCAACAAGACGCAAAUGCAGGAAUAUCUACAUCACAUCCACUUAUGCCCACUUCAGUUGGUGAGAGGAGACGGGGCUUCAAGCAGUCGCAUCUUUCUUGCAGUCGAAAUAGGUCUAGCCAGGAGUACCCUGGCAGUAGAGUAGGCUCUGGGUCCGGGGACUGCAGUGUACCGUUCAUGAAGAGCCCAAGGGAGGUGCCUCUAAUCCACAUAGAGGGAGAUCAGAGGGUUGAAGAGAGUUUAUCCAAUUCUGAAAAAACAGGAGGAGAAGCUCAGGAAGCAUCCACGGACAUCUUGCAUUUGGAAAAGCCCACUGCCAUCUGCAACAGCAGUGAGAGGGACAGGCCAGCUGUGGCGGUGGCUGCAGCAGUGAAGAGGGACAAGCGUUCAAUGAGUGCUAGCAGUGAGGAGAGCAUGGGGAGCUGGUCUCAUAUGACCCCCGAAGAUGACCCCCACGAGGAAACCAGUAGUUUUAUCCAGCUGAGUGAGGGGAACGGGACCAGCAGCACCUCCAGCCUCGGUGGGACUGAUCUGGAAGCUUUCACUGAUGUGCCAACCCAGAGCACAGUCAUCAGUGAGGUAACAGAGAGAGCCCACCCACCUGGAUCCAAGGAGAAGGUUUUUGAGAUCAGUUCAGCAAGUGCCGCCAGCAUCAGCAGCAACCUCCGGGAGCUUUUAUUGGUCAACUGUGACCUUGAGCAGGAGAGUGUGGACUCAGAACUCAGAAUGACCCUGCAGUGGAUCGCUGCCUCUGAGUUGGGCCUCUCUGUUGUCUACUUCAGGAAGUCCCAGGAGGUCAAUUUCUCAAAGUUCCAGAGGUUGGUCCACUUGAUGUCUCAGAAGGCGUGGCAAAUUGCAGAUUUGUUUGGCGCUGUUGUUCAGUUCUGUAACUUGCACAGUAACAAGGAGGAGGCGGAGCAAUCUGUCCACGCAAGCCUGUUUGACUGGCUCCUGGAGACCCUUUAGAGCCAUUCAACCUCUUUUGAUUGCAAAGAAAGCCACACGUGCUGAUGUACUCCCAUAUUUCUUACAAGCUCUUUGCUGUUUGUCUCAUGUAUCGUCAUUACACUGUGUGUCUCCAAGCUGAAAGCACAACAUAGUCAUAUGACUUGAGAAAUUCAUACAUAUCACAUGGGUUGGGGAAGUCAGAGCUCUUUGUGGAGCUCAGACUGGAUGGAUCUCUGGUCAGAGAAAGCAUGUUUGAAUGUAUUUGCUUGUCAUUCCAGAUCAGAAAAAAUGGUCACAGUUAGCUUUUCAAACAAGAGCCAUUGAGGUUAAAAAAAGUAAAGUAAAGAAUCUGUUCCACAAUGUUAAGUAUUAACAGCUGUCUGAUAGCUGUAGCUCAGAAGAGAGCUCCAAAAAUGUCUGAUCACUUUGUUCUUUCCAUUAAAAAAUGUGUCCAUAUCUUUGUGUUCACUGACCAUUAUACCACCUCUUCCGUGGCUUAACAUUGAAAUAUGUGUGUGACUCUUGUUUAUUAAGAAUAAAUUAUUUUGCAUAGCUGUACUGUAAAUAGUGUAGAUUUGGAACUGCUGCACCUUGAAAUAGUGAACUGCUCUCUUUAGCUUUUAUUAUGUCCAAAAACAGAGUAAGGUUUGUAACGUUGAAUUUGUAAGUGGAUUUGUUCUGUCUAUUUCUCUACUUAGUGGUAAUCUAGUGUUUCAUCUGCAUUGGUGGGGAAAAAAGCACACAAUUCAACUGUAAACUGUGUCACAGUAGAACUGAAUGUAUUUAUCUUUUGACAUCAAUAAAUUUAUGUGAUGUGAAGCUCAAA
This is a messenger RNA of Oryzias latipes (Japanese medaka), 6654 nucleotides long. It is a transcript of the gene sphkap, whose product is annotated as SPHK1 interactor, AKAP domain containing. Gene Ontology annotation, molecular function: protein kinase A binding. Gene Ontology annotation, cellular component: mitochondrion; cytoplasm. The record is from RefSeq and is a predicted model, not a curated record. Lineage: Eukaryota; Metazoa; Chordata; Actinopteri; Beloniformes; Adrianichthyidae.